Molecule: messenger RNA, 3257 nt
Organism: Planococcus citri (citrus mealybug)
Lineage: Eukaryota; Metazoa; Arthropoda; Insecta; Hemiptera; Pseudococcidae
Gene: sv
Product: shaven
Exons: 9
Coding region: 1182-2762 (526 amino acids)
Biological process (GO): regulation of transcription by RNA polymerase II; anatomical structure development
Molecular function (GO): RNA polymerase II cis-regulatory region sequence-specific DNA binding; DNA-binding transcription factor activity, RNA polymerase II-specific
Source: RefSeq, a predicted model, not a curated record
UCUUCGGCAGUUAAGUACGAGUAAAAGGACGCGCGACACGCGACACGCGAUUCUCGAUUCUCGAUUCGCGAUCCGCGCGAUUCCCGUCCGUCGUCGUGUUUGCCUUUUCCAUGUUUUGUCUGCUGGUUACGCUUACGCUUCUUCUUAAGGCGACAGCAGCAGCGACGACUACGGCAGUCGUCUUUUAAUAAGCAAAGUACCUAUACUUCAAAGGUACCAUCCGAAGUGUUUUCAUUUCCUUUCUCCGCCGCUGUUUGGCUCAAAAAUUCAUAAAAAUCGUCGUUUCGUAUACGUAUAAGUUCAAAAGCUCAAAGUGCAAAGUGCGCCAGAAAUGCCACCAAAAUCACCGCAGCUCCAGCUCCAGCCAAAUCUUCGUAUUCGCGUCCAUCAGUCGGCCAAAAACCUGCAGCAAAUUUGAGCAGCUCGCACUCGGCCGAACGUGUUGCGGAUCAUUGCCAUUACCUCCAUCAGCCUCGGCGGAUACCUGAUCGAGUAGAUAUGUUCAUAAAGCGAAGACGUCGACUAUGGCAAUCCGAGCACGGUAUAUGUCCUGCGAAAAAAUCACGCAUCUUGUCUCCACUUUACUACAUUCGCGAUGAAAAAUGGAGAUGGAAACUCGAAUAUUAUCGUCCGCAUCAGCGAAUAGACUUGCCCACGUAAAAGUACAAUAAUUUAUCGCGGGAAAAACAAAAUUCAUAAUAAUUUUAAAAGAGAAAAAAUUAGUUCAAUUUAUCCACAAUUUUUCUACUAUACUCGUACAAGCUAGUCGACCCUCGUGUAUUGUAUUUAUUUAUUUUGUUUUUUAUUCUCCCUCCCCACCCUCCCCGUCCCCAUCCCUUCCGCAGAUCGUUCGCGAUCGUCGUCUUAUAGUGUGUGUAUAUAUUUUUUCGAGAAUCGUGUCCGUCCCCCCCCCGCUCCUACACACAUCCCUAAAUUCUUUUUGUUUACCAUUUUACGUAUAUCUAUUUUUGUUUGAAAAUUCGAUACUCGUAUACGUACCUAUCGAAAUCGAAGCAUCGAAAAUGCCUACCUCGUGUAUCAGUUUGAGGAAGCUUUGAGAAAGAAAACAGCUCUAAAAAGGCAUAUCUCAUUCUGGGUACAGUCAUCCUCGAGGCAUCUGUAAAACGUCUCCGGUCAAACUGGAGCACUCCAGUUUCGGAUUGUUUGCCUUGAGGCCAGCUAUGGACCUCAGCACGGCUGCUUAUCGAUACAAUCAAAAUAUGAUGGAAUAUUAUACGUGUCACGGAGGUGUCAAUCAACUAGGCGGAGUAUUCGUUAACGGACGUCCACUUCCAGAUGUGGUUCGACAAAGGAUAGUGGAAUUAGCUCAUAACGGAGUAAGACCGUGCGAUAUUUCAAGACAACUAAGGGUAUCACAUGGCUGUGUGUCAAAAAUACUAUCCAGGUAUUACGAAACUGGCAGUUUUAAAGCCGGCGUAAUCGGCGGUAGUAAACCAAAAGUCGCGACCGCACCGGUCGUCGACGCCAUAGCGAGUUACAAACGAGAAAAUCCGACCAUGUUUGCUUGGGAAAUCCGCGACAGAUUGUUGGCCGAAGGCAUCUGCUCUCAAGACAACGUACCUAGCGUAUCUUCCAUCAAUAGGAUUGUUCGAAAUAAAGCUGCCGAAAAAGCUAAACACGUUCACCAGCAACAGCAAUCUCAAAACAACAACAACAGUAACAACAGCAAUGGCACCGGGGGCCAUGGAGCAGUGAUUCAACCAGCCUCUAGUACUCCGAGUCAUUUACCAAAUGCUCAGCAUACGAACCAGCAGCAGCCGAGUCCGGUUUCCGUGAUAACCCACGUAUCCUCGAGUCAGCACGACAGAUACAGUAUAAAUGGCAUCUUGGGAAUACCGCAGAGCGAUCCGAAUGGCAGUAAAAGAAAACGUGACUUGGAUCAUCAUCACAACCAUCAUCAUCAUCACCAUCACCACCAUCAUGAUCAUCAGUUCCCUCAUUCAGAUGAGAAUCGAGAUCUAAAUGGUCAAAGUUUGGACGAAGAUGUGAAACGAAUAAGGCAUCCUCACUAUAACGGAGAUCAACUUUACGCUAAUGUAUCGCUAUGGCCUAGCAAAUGGUGCAUCAAAGACGAACACAAACUAUUCUCGGAACUGGGUCCGAACGUAGUGGGUGGCUCAGCUCCUCCGUACUUCGACACUCAGAGCGGCGGUUUCAUCGCUCAUUCAGCUCCAACGCCUCCGGAUCUGUACGACACGAUAUCGCAAACUCCGCAUAGUACGACGUCGAAUGCAACCGGUCCUAUAGGCACGACUUCGGUUACAGCCGUUUCCUCUCUGGGAGCAGCUCCUUUGACUGCGAUUACGAUGCAAGAAAUUCAUAAGUUGAGUCCGGCUACGGAUUUGGAAUCGUCGCAACUUUCGCCCAAUAAUCAUUCUCAUUAUAAUAAUGAGAAUGGAGGCGGUGUAACUUUCAAUGGAGAAAAUGGUACCGGACAAUCGCCGGGAUUGCCGUUAUCUCUGUCCACCGAUCCAACGACUCCGUCCGGCCAAGCCGGAUCAACGGAUACCUCCAGUUUAACGGUGCUGCAGCCGGCUAAUAAUAAUAACGUGGCGACCGCCGCAGCUGCCGCUUAUACGCCUCCUACAUUGUUACCUGGCUUUGCGACCCAUUACACUUCGGGAGGUUCAACUGAAUACAGUACCGCGUACAAUUCACCUUACAUUCAGUACUCUGCGACGCCUUAUUCGAAUUACGGUUACUCGGCAGCAUCCGGAGGAGGAGGUCUUCUCAGCAAGUAACGAUUUCGACUUUAAUUACAAUCGCAACGGUAAAAAGAAGCCACAACGACAAUGAAUCGUACGAAAGCACUUUUUAAAACCAGACGUGAAUUAAAGCACGGAAUCAGCGUUCGAAUCUUCAAAAUCCUCGCAGGCUGUUUAUAAUACCUACAUACAAAUAGAAAACCAAAAAAACAAAAAAGCGAAAAAAAAACACAAAAAAACGAAUUUUUUCCUAUUAUAUCAUUUUUAAUUUUUUGUCGCGUAUGUACUUUGACUCUGCCCUUUCUCUCUUUUUCUCUCUAUCUCUCUAUAUUUUUCCUCUUUCUUGUCGUAUAUUGUAAUGUUUUUUUUUUCAUCGUUAGUAUCGAGUUCUCCAUCACUUUUACUUGUCACCAAAUUUUCCUUUCGUAUUGUAAAUUUUCAAUGUGCUCCCCUCCCCUCUAUUACUCUUUUCCCUCUUUUUUUUCAUUUUUAAGAUAUGUAAAAAUCAAAAAAUUAUAUUAUUACUUUAAA